This is a messenger RNA of Westerdykella ornata, 719 nucleotides long. RefSeq lists its product as uncharacterized. The coding region runs from base 106 to 510 and encodes 134 amino acids. The transcript has a single exon. Lineage: Eukaryota; Fungi; Ascomycota; Dothideomycetes; Pleosporales; Sporormiaceae. The record is from RefSeq and is a predicted model, not a curated record.
UGCCCAUGCGUGCCACCGAGAAGGACGCAAAGAUAACGACCUCCUGUCUCUACGCACCGUCAUGGAUGGUCGGUCUACCAGCAACUCAGGUUGCGGCCAAGACCCAUGCAAUGUGCUCCGCACCCUACACCGAGCGCGUCGCUCCAUGGUUCCGCGAAUUGUACCUGCGUCAGUCCCCAUAGACGGUUCUCACCGACGCCGCUGUGCCGCAUCAUUGGGCCCGACCGACACAUCAAUGCGCCGGCGUGGCUGCUUCGCACUGGGCCCGCUUGUCUCAUCCCUUUAACGCGCUCUGAUGCCCGCCAACAGCCGACUAUCCCACCCCACGCACCGCGGCCCUGUAGUACAAGGCCAGACGUGGUGCUCAUUGCGCUGUUUGUCGUCGCUGUCAGGUUCAACUCAAACCCCCGCCAAUCAGAAGUGAAGCGAGAGUCCAACCGACACAGUACGCUCGCUCCCUCAUCGCUAGCCUACUGCACAGAUGUGCGCCUACGACGACGCCAUCGGUGAAACAACAGAAUGAAGCGCCCACGCAGCACCUCCUCAUUGGUGUUGACUGAACAACAAUGGCCGUGUCGUCCUCUGGUGGGCUUUCCCGUUUGACUCACCGUGAAUGGUCUUCCAAGAGCAGCUUCACUUGCUGCUCAGUGCACGCCUCUGGUACGUAGUCCAUGUCCAGUCGCCUCUUGCCUUGGUGCGGCUCCAGCAGACAUGGUGGA